Lepus europaeus (European hare) is the source of this 1254-nucleotide messenger RNA. RefSeq names its product cobalamin binding intrinsic factor (gene CBLIF). The coding region runs from base 1 to 1254 and encodes 417 amino acids. Gene Ontology annotation, molecular function: cobalamin binding. The transcript is spliced from 9 exons. Gene Ontology annotation, biological process: cobalamin transport. NCBI's taxonomy places the organism in Eukaryota, Metazoa, Chordata, Mammalia, Lagomorpha, Leporidae. The record is from RefSeq and is a predicted model, not a curated record.
AUGGCCUGGUUCUCCCUCCACCUCCUGAACCUUCUCUGGGCUUUGGCUGGGACCAGUACUCAGACCCAAAGUUCAUGCUCGGUUCCCGCCUCAGAGCAGUCACUGGUUAAUGGCAUCCAAGUGCUCAUGGAGGAUUCGGUGACCUCAUCAGCCCUCCCAAACCCCAGCAUCCUUAUUGCCAUGAACCUGGCUGGAGCCUAUGGCUUGGAGGCCCAGAAGCUCCUGACUUAUGAGCUCAUGGCCAGCGACCCUGCAGACCUAACCACUGGGCAGCUUGCCCUCACCGUUAUGGCCCUCACCUCUUCCUGCCGAGACCCUGGGAAUAAAGUAUCCAUUCUGCAAAGCCAGAUGCAGAAGUGGGCACCUUCAAGCCCCAACGCUGACGCAUCAGCCUUCUACAGCCCCAGUCUGGCCAUCUUGGCCCUGUGCCAGAAGAACUCAGAGGCAACCUUACCAAUAGCUGUACGUUUUGCCAAGACCCUGCUGGCCAAUUCUUCUCCCUUCAGUGUGGACACGGGAGCAGUGGCGACCUUGGCUCUGACCUGUAUGUACAACAAGAUCCCCGUGGGGUCAGAAGAAAGUUACAGAGACCUGUUUGGUCAGGUACUAAAGAAUAUUGUAGAGAAUAUCAGUGCAAGGAUCAAAGACAAUGGCAUCAUAGGAGAUAUCUACAGUACUGGCCUUGCUAUGCAGGCUCUCUCCGUCACACCUGAGAAACCGAGGAAGGAGUGGAACUGCGAGACGACCAUGAACACGAUAUUUGAUGAGAUUAAGCAGGGGAAAUUCCAGAACCCCAUGUCCAUUGCUCAAAUCCUCCCUUCUCUAAGAGGCAAGACGUAUCUAGAUGUGCCCCACGUGACUUGUAGCCCUGGAGUUGAGGCACAACCAACUCUACCCAGCCAACUUAUCCCUACCCCCACUUCAGCAUCCAACAUCACUGUCACAUACACAAUAAACAACCAGCUGAGGGGGGUGGAUCUGCUCUUCAAUGUGACCAUCAACAUCAGUGUGAAAAGUGGAUCAGUACUACUCGUAGUCUUAGAAGAAGCAGAGCGCAAAAAUCCUAUGUUCAAAUUUGAAACCACAAUGACAUCUUGGGGUCCUAUCGUCUCUUCUAUCAACAAUAUUGCUGAAAAUGUUAAUCACAAGACAUACUGGGAGUUCCUCAGUGGCAGUACACCUUUGAAUCAAGGGGUUGCUUACUAUGUACCCUUCAACAAGGAGCACAUCACAGCCAACUUCACACAGUACUAA